AUGGAGGCCCCUCCAGCGAAGCGACCGCGGUUGUCGAUGGCGUGCAACCAGUGUCGUCGCAGAAAGGUCAAAUGCGAUGCAGAGUAUCCCAAAUGUCGGCAUUGCCGGCAACGUAAGGAUGAGUGCAUCACAACUGAUCCACGACGGCCUGGCAUAUCGAUGAUGAGGGAAUGGCUAGAUCUCCAGUCUCACACGCGCAACAACACUGCUUCUACCAUUUUACCUCGGGAGGAUGAACAGUCUUCCGACUUGCUGAGUCCCCAUGAUACAACCACGCAAUCUAUCAAUGAAAGCUUGGGCAAGCAAAGUGAAGUGCCCGUGAUAUCUCCAGUACAUCAGCCUCAUGAGAUGUCGUUCAAUAUCGACACCGCUACAAAUAGGAUCAAGAUGCUGGGCGCCAGUAGCUCGCAGUGUCUUUCCAAGUCCUUGGAUAUGUACUUCAAAUCCGCAAACUCUAAGCCACUCUCGAGUAUCUUCAGCCAUGGCAUGCGACACGUUGAGGAGUUACAACUUGGUGCUGUUCUUGGCUGGCCGUCGCUACCGGACCCCGCUACCUGUACAGCACGCAUGGAUGUCUUUUUCGCCCGUAUCCACGUGCUUUAUCCCAUUUUCGACAUUGACUUUUUCAAAGCGAAUGUUAUCAAAUUUGCAUCAAUCUCCAGUCUUGAAAGUUUACCACGAGAACAGAUUCCGCUGUUGGUGUCUGCGUAUCUCGUGAUGAGCUUGGCGGCUGAUGAGAUUGCCCAACGGCGUACUCCAGAAGGAGACAAAUACUUGGAGGCGGCAGCAGGUUUGGUUGGUCACGUGAUUUUUAUGCCAUACCUUGCAUCCGUGCAGUGUUUGCUCUUGUUUACCUUGGUUUGCAGAGGACGAAAUCAAGACGGUGUCGGGUGGCAGACCCUCGGAAUGGCCGUGAGAAUUGCUCAGACAUUGGGGCUUCACAGGCACUCGGCAGUACAACCUUCAACCCAGCAUGGUGUGCAAAAGAAGGUCGAACAGCUUUUCCACGCUCGGAUCUGGGCUAUUGGCUGUUGCUUGGAGAAAACCAUGCAAUUGGAAUCUGGAAGGCCGUCAAUGAUUGCUGCUGUGGAUCGAGAUCAGAUGAUGGGACGUGAUCAGCGACCACCAGGCCCUGAUUUCCUUCAAUGGCUAAUGGGACUGGCGCAAUAUCAAGAGCGUAUCAUAAAACACAUCUAUGGACACAAACCUGGUCAAAGAACGGCUCGCACGGUAUUACUUGACACGGCCGAGCUAGAUGGUCUAUUGUUGGCCUGGGCUAAUGAGAUACCGGCGCAAUAUCGCCCAGGCGCUCAGCUAUUCUGUUCGACACAUGAAUAUCAUUUUGCAGCAUUCAUGUCGGUCCAAUACUAUCAGGCCAUGAUAGCACUUCAUCGAGCAGGACUUAUUGCACCAAAUGCGGUUUAUGAAGCGGAGAUUGCAACGCACUGCUCGGGAGAUCCUUCAGAGUUUAGGUUACGGAAAGGAGAAUAUAUCUGUAUCCACAGUGCUCGAGAGAUUGCUACGUUGACACUCGAGCUUGCCGACCGUAAGACCGGUUCUCGCAUUCUCAACGCAGGGCCCCCUUUAUUAGCUUGCAUCGUCAUCGCAAUAUAUCUCAUGAAAAAUCCGAACAACAGGUUACGAACAGCAGAUCUCGAACUUCUUAAGGAAUGUGCAAACUAUACAUCAGAUCAUUUUUUGGACUCUGGCCAUGACCCAAGAUUUGCGAGCGGUACGUUAUCCAAGUCUCAAUUCUGUCAACGAACUCUCACAACUCACACGUGGUUAGGGGUUAUCACGAUCUACGAACAAGUGAAAACACAUUUUGACACCAUUGGUACUAAGAAUCGCAGAUUUAAUGGCAAGCCAACACGUGCAGUUGUCGAUAAGAUCAAUGGAUUUGCUUCACAGCGAGAGGCGCAAUCAGAAAUCAAUGUCGUCCCCACUUUGACAUCUCAGGACUCAACAGAUCAAGUUGACGGUCAACCUGCCUUUGCCAAUACCAACGGAGGUCUUCACUCAAACGACCAAGAGGCUCUCGCUUUCGACUAUGGUCUAGAUGGUAACAAUUCAAGCAAUAACGGGGAUCUCUCUAAUGGAGCUGCACUGUUUCCGUUCGAUGGGCUCAAUGUCGAAGAUUUAUGGAACUGGAUGCUUGUCACUGAUGCAAUGGAGCCGACAGAUGAAGGAGAUUGGAUGGGAACCGGAGUGAUCCAAGAAGGUUCCGAUCCACUGCAGUACACUUGA
Messenger RNA from Exophiala bonariae, 2247 nucleotides. RefSeq lists its product as uncharacterized. Gene Ontology annotation, biological process: DNA-templated transcription; regulation of DNA-templated transcription. The record is from RefSeq and is a predicted model, not a curated record. Lineage: Eukaryota; Fungi; Ascomycota; Eurotiomycetes; Chaetothyriales; Herpotrichiellaceae. Bases 1 to 2247 code for a protein of 748 amino acids. The transcript is spliced from 2 exons. Gene Ontology annotation, molecular function: DNA-binding transcription factor activity, RNA polymerase II-specific; DNA binding; zinc ion binding.